AUGCCGAGUGGAACUGAAAGGCACGAUCUUAAAGUGGACAAUGAUCGACAUGGAGUGCAAGAAUAUUAUUACUCUGACACUGACUUGCAGGAAAAUCCUGAUUCCUUGUCUGAAAUGCCAGUGUGUUUAGAUGGUGAUAAUGCAGAUAUGAGUAAUGAGACAGGAACCUGUAUAUUUGAGAAUCAAGGUACAGAUGAGACUAUGGAGGAGAAUGAAUUAAAUCUGAAUGAGCCAGUUGAAGCUGAAUGCCGGGAUGAGGAUGACUUGAGUGAGGCUGACAGACUGAACAAUGCAACAACUGAGGGUACCAGUAAUACUGACCCACAUGAUACAACAUCAUUCUUGAGUUCUGUUGUUGCUGCUAUACUACUAUUUGCAUUUCAGUGGCAAAAAUUGUAUGGCAUUUCUGACCAAGGUAUACAAGCUCUAAUACAGUUCCAGAAGUUUUUCUUGAGAACAGUUGGUACAUAUAUAAAAAUAAAUUUUCCGCUAAAUGUUGCCAAAUCCUUGCCAGGAACACUAUACUCCAUGAGAAAAUACAUUGGGUUGCAGAGAGAUCAGUUCAUACAAUACGUUGCAUGUCCAGACUGUCACACACUUUAUCAUUUCAAUGAUUGUUUCAAGGAGCGUAACAAUGGUAACAAAACUAUAUUGAAAUGCAACCACAUCAUAUUUCCGAGACAUCCUCAUGCACGAAAAAGAAAGCCAUGUGGAACAGCUUUACUUAAAAAAGUUUGCGGAAAAGAUGGAAAAGAAUAUGUCUACCCUAAAAAGGUGUAUUGUUACAAGAACAUUAUAGACUCUUUGCAAUGUUUUGUUAAACGUACACAAUUCAUUGAAAAGUGUAACGUGUGGAAGCAAAGACAAAGUGGACAUGAUAUCCUGGAAGACAUUUAUGAUGGCAAGGUAUGGAAAGACUUUGAAAAACAGGGUUUCUUCAAGACCAAACAUGACUUCGGUGUAACCCUAAACAUUGACUGGUUUCAACCAUAUAAACAUACUCCGCAUUCAGUUGGUGCCCUGUAUCUGGUUAUCAACAACCUACCCCAUGAUGAACGUAAUAAGCCAGAGAAUGUUAUCCUGGUUUCCAUAUUAUCGUUCUUCUGGUGA
Molecule: messenger RNA, 1110 nt
Organism: Saccoglossus kowalevskii
Lineage: Eukaryota; Metazoa; Hemichordata; Enteropneusta; Harrimaniidae
Source: RefSeq, a predicted model, not a curated record